Messenger RNA from Amphimedon queenslandica, 447 nucleotides. Its product is annotated as plant intracellular Ras-group-related LRR protein 8-like. The record is from RefSeq and is a predicted model, not a curated record. The transcript has a single exon. Gene Ontology annotation, molecular function: protein binding. Gene Ontology annotation, cellular component: cytoplasm. The annotation marks the transcript as partial. Lineage: Eukaryota; Metazoa; Porifera; Demospongiae; Haplosclerida; Niphatidae.
GUAAAACUAGACCUCCAGCACAAUGAAUUGGUUACUGUCCCACACUGUCUAUUUGAGUUACCCAAUCUUAAUGAGCUCAAUCUGAGCAAUAACAAGCUAAUUGAGAUACCUGAUGUACACGAGUGGUCCCCUGGUCUCACUGUCCUGGACCUCUCCUCUAACGAGCUCUCUAGUCUACCAGCUGACAUUGUCACUCCUUCUAUUAGGACUCUCAACAUUAGUUAUAAUCAUUUCUGUACUGUCCCUCUCUCUGUCUGCUCCUUUAUGAGUCUCCAGCACUUGAACAUCAGUUUCAAUCGAAAUAUACGUUCUCUGCCGGUGGAGAUGGGUCGAUUGCAGAAUCUUAUCAAGCUUGUUAUUGAUGGACUCAAAUUGAGAGACCCUCCUCGUAAUGUGCAGCGUGAUGCCAGGGACUGUGUACGAUACCUCAACAGUAAGCUACGCUCU